GCGGCACAUCCAUGUUCAAGGGGGCGAUGGUGAGGGGGGCGACAACAUGGCAGGUGGUUGCGCUGCUGCUCAUGGAGGCGAUGAGGUCGGCAGAAAGCUCAUCGUUGAUGUGCUAUCAGAGCAACGGGCAGCAAGCAUCAUGUACACAGAAUGAAACAUACUGCUAUGAUAUCUGGGAAUUAAAAUAUGACAACUCGACAAAUAACAAAUCGUUCUCCUACAUAGUACCAAGCCAGUAUGUAUCAGUUCCAUCCAACAUACACAGUAGGGGUUGUUACAAUGACACAUGGAAAACAACGUCCAUAUUCGUGUGCCCAAUUACAAGUCCUUCUUCCAAUUCCAUGAUUCCGUCCAGUACCGGAUCCUACAAAGUGAUCUACAACAAUGCGACAUUGGGCAUUUUAAUCUAUUACACUUGUUGCACAGAGAGCACAUGUCCCCAAGAGACCACUACCUCCACCACACCAAUAACUUCGACUACACCUAUCCCGACAACCAAUGCUUCUAACACGACCAACUCGACCAACUCGGGUACAACCUCUCAAACAACCACUACAACAACCGCGUCUACCACAGAAACUACUCUCCCCCAAACGACUCCCAUGCCCAUCGAAAGUGCUUCAACAAGCUCCACGCAGUAUCCUGAAAAUCCUCCUCUAAUUCAACCGUAUCAAGGAAAACUGAGCACGUUGGAUUUAGCUUUCGUCGGCGUUAUAACAGGGCUGGGUCUUGUUUGUGGACUUGUUGUUGACAUUGCAACUGCUGGUUGGGGCCCCUUCAAGGAGAUCUAAUAUUGAUUGCUUUUCUUCUUGGAUUGCGACGUUCAGUACUUUCUUCUGAUUGCAAAGAAACAAUUUUUGUACGUGUAUAGUAAAUUAAUAGAACAUGGAAAACUUGCUACAUUUUGAGAGCUUUGAAUUUAGGGAAUUGCACCUUAUACGAGUACGGACUUUGAGGGACAGAAAUGUCCUUCGAAUGCUCGAAGUCGCUCCCGUUGAAGGUCAUUGUCAACCUUUUUGGGCCCUUCCUGUUUCUCACGUUUGAGAAUUCUUGCUUUGGCGACGUCAAACUUGAUUUGCUCAACUUGAUUCCUGGCAGGGGAGCUUGAUUGACGUAGAGCAGAUCAGCCCCUUUAUGAAAUGGAUUGUCCCAGCUUCUGCCCGCGUAAAUCCUCUUGCUGUUGUGAUGUUCAUCCAAAACUUUUGCACAGAUCUGCAGAGAUUUCAAAAGAUUUGAAUCGCGCUGAAUGACUCGUUGCAACGGUCUUCUCAGGAAUUCAACAGUGUUUGCCUUAAAGGCUGACGAGUCGUCAUGAUUCAGCCCUUGCUGCAGUAGAUCUUUGCUGCGCUGAGAUUGCUCAAAAGACCUUGUGACUUGCGAAAAUUGUUCUUUUGCCUCGCGUAUCUUUUCUUGUCUAUCGGUAUCUAUAUGAUUUUCUUUCUGCACUGUUAAAUCUGAAUCCACCACUUCUACAAACGGCUCGUCUGGAUAGCUGCUUUCGACUGUCUUCAAGAUGGACUGAAACGCCAGCA
Guillardia theta CCMP2712 is the source of this 1532-nucleotide messenger RNA. RefSeq lists its product as hypothetical. The record is from RefSeq and is a predicted model, not a curated record. The coding region runs from base 12 to 791 and encodes 259 amino acids. NCBI's taxonomy places the organism in Eukaryota, Cryptophyceae, Pyrenomonadales, Geminigeraceae. The transcript is spliced from 13 exons.